AGUCACACAACAAUGGAUGUAGGGAAACAAAUUGAUAACUUCUUCAGUUUUUGACUAUGUCUGCUAGAAAUUACGUAUCGUCUAGAGAUAAAAAUUUAUGUAAAAUAAUAGAUUGUUUACCGAAUAUCAAUCAACAGAAGUUCGGUUAUCGCCUAGGGCACGAGUUACCUGCUCUGUCGGGGAACACUAGCACUUUGUAUAAUAGAAAUUUAAAUUACUCUUUUGAAUCUUACGAUUGUGUUGAAAGGGCAGGAACACCCUUUUCCGACUUUUUCUCUGAGAGCGAAACAGGUACUCCUGAUUUGCAUAGUGAAGAGAGUGACAGUAGUUCAGGAUCUGCGUUUCGUAGGAACACGGCAGAAGCCACUAAGACAUUAGCAUCAGAGUGGGAACGGAUUGAAAGAACACUUUACAAUGAAGAUGGUGAAAAGUCAACAAGACCACAGGUCAUUGAGGAAUGCAAGCAAUGGAGACAGUUACAUCCACAGCUCAGAAUUGUUGGCAAAGCAAUACCAUUACCGGAGAAAAGGUUAUGCUAUAGGCAAAUGGAGCAUGAAGAAGUUAUUGCUAUACACUACAGUGACUAUGAGGAGUUCAGUGAAAGUGAGGAGCGUCUCUCUCAAAGUAGCACUGAUGUUACCCCACAAAAUUCACCCAGACCCUCCAUUGCUGAAGACCUAUUUGAACCGAAACUCUCCCGUGAAAAGGUAUCUUUCUUUCCAACAUACUACAAUGAUGAGUAUGAAUUACCCGAUUCAUUUUGUUCACUGUUGCAAAUAACACCAAUACAAAUUAGGAGUCCUUUGCACAGGAAGAAGCAGAAUUCUUCAAUACUGAGAUCAGAAAUAGCAUCAUCUCGAUGGAUGAGGAAUACAAGACCAGAAUCUUCUUUGAACUGUGGUAGAAAUAGUGCUAAGUCAUUUGUUUCACUUGACACAAGAAAUUAUAAUGGAAAUGCAGCACUUAGUGCAUCAGAAGGUAACAAGUUGUAUAACAGAGUAGUUACGGCUAGGCACAGAGAUUUAACAAGGUUGGAGCCAUUAUGUUCUCCUGAUUUGCAGCAGAAUGAUAUAGCUAAAUUAUCUAAUGGUCUGCCCCAGCAGUACAGUAUUAGGAAAGUUUCACUGCCGCCUCUACUUCUCGAGGAGGGGAAGAAGAAAGUGUUGGUACAUUCAGCUAAAAAGCAGAAUGUAAAUGCAAGAAAAAGUGUGUCAAAGUUUUGUCAUCUGGACAGAGUUAAACAUAAUUAAUAAUUUGACAUAUAGAUGUUUGUCACAUUUCGUGUUUGUGAGUACACAUUCCGUUUAAUGAUUGAAUAUGAAAAGUAUCAUUGGUUCUGGUUGGUUCAACUCGGAUGCUAUUCAUAAAUUGAAUACUUAUAUCAUUUGAAUUGUUCUUGUAGGUACGAUUUUUCGUAUAUAAUUCUAGUCUCUUUAUCUAGUCUUUUGUAAAGUGGAAAGAGAAAGAAUAUUUAAGUUGUGAGAGAUUCACUAUUUUGUUAUUUAUAACAUCAAUAAUUUUAGAUUUAAAACUAUACUGCAAAUGGAAUAAAAGAAAUAUAUUUUACCAAUGAAACAGAACGUUUUUUUUACGUUAACUUCGUAGGAGUGGAUCAUUAUUUCAUAAGGACGACAGGGU
Messenger RNA from Achroia grisella, 1638 nucleotides. RefSeq lists its product as uncharacterized. NCBI's taxonomy places the organism in Eukaryota, Metazoa, Arthropoda, Insecta, Lepidoptera, Pyralidae. The transcript has 3 exons. The record is from RefSeq and is a predicted model, not a curated record. Bases 57 to 1250 code for a protein of 397 amino acids.